Synchiropus splendidus (mandarinfish) is the source of this 2854-nucleotide messenger RNA. RefSeq names its product paired box protein Pax-5-like. The transcript has 11 exons. The coding region runs from base 1 to 1401 and encodes 466 amino acids. NCBI's taxonomy places the organism in Eukaryota, Metazoa, Chordata, Actinopteri, Syngnathiformes, Callionymidae. The record is from RefSeq and is a predicted model, not a curated record. Gene Ontology annotation, molecular function: DNA-binding transcription factor activity, RNA polymerase II-specific; RNA polymerase II cis-regulatory region sequence-specific DNA binding. Gene Ontology annotation, biological process: anatomical structure development; regulation of transcription by RNA polymerase II.
AUGUCCGUCUAUUCAUCUCUUUUACAAAAGAGGAAGAGACAGCCAUUGGGUUUCGUGGAUGUGAUCAUGGAGGACAUGGAGAGGACAGAGAGGGGCCAGCUACUGUACUUCAGUCACUUUAGCCAGUGUGUCUGGGCAUCCCCUCAUCAGAGCAGUCUGAGAUUUCCCUUGAGUGUGAAGCCCACUCUUAAUAAAGUGCAAACCCAGAGCUCCUUGUGUCUUUCUACUUCACCUUCUCCUCUGUAUCUUGCAGGACAUGGCGGCGUGAACCAGCUCGGAGGUGUGUUUGUAAACGGCAGACCCCUCCCUGAUGUAGUGCGGCAGCGGAUCGUAGAGCUUGCCCACCAAGGGGUUCGACCGUGCGACAUCUCACGACAGCUGCGUGUUAGUCAUGGAUGUGUCAGCAAGAUACUUGGCAGGUACUAUGAAACAGGCAGUAUCCGACCCGGCGUCAUCGGGGGAUCCAAACCAAAGGUUGCUACACCCAAAGUGGUCGACAAGAUUGCCGAUUACAAACGCCAAAAUCCCACCAUGUUUGCCUGGGAGAUCAGGGACCGACUCCUGGCAGAGAGAGUGUGUGACAACGACAGUGUUCCGAGUGUCAGCUCCAUCAACAGGAUCAUUCGGACUAAAGUCCAGCAGCAGCCGGGCCAAACAGGCUCAGUGUCGGCUCACAACUUAGCAACAUCAGUGGCUGCCACUCAAGUCUCAGCAGUGACCAGUGACUCUGCAGGAUCGUCGUACUCCAUCAGUGGCAUUCUGGGAAUCAGUUCAGCAGCUGAUGUCGGGAAACGGAAACGAGACGAAGGUAUGCAGGAGUCGCCACUAGCCAACGGGCACAGCCACAGUGGGCGGGACUUCCUCAGGAAGCAGAUGAGAGGGGAGCUGUUCUCGCAGCAGCAGAUCGAGACAUCGGAUUAUUCCUCCAUGGCCUCAUUAGCUGGUGGACUUGAUGAAAUGAAGAACAGUUUGGCUAAUCCUGGCACAGGAGCGGAGUUAGGAGCCAGCGUGUCCGGCCCACAGUCUUACUCACUGGUCCCAGGUCGCGACCUGGCCAGCACCACUCUACCAGGAUAUCCUCCACAUGUUCCUCCCACUGGACAGGGCAGCUAUUCCACCCCCUCCCUCACUGGCAUGGUACCUGGUGGAGAUUUCUCUGGAAGUCCAUAUUCCCAUCCACAGUAUUCCACGUAUAAUGAGUCUUGGAGAUUCCCAAACCCCAGUUUACUUGUGUUCCAGCAGGAUUAUGGGCCUCUCCUGGGGACGGAAAUCGGCUGCUCCUCCAGUCUCUUCACCAGCCAGGCCGGACAGAUGCAAGGGUCACCAUACUAUUACGGCGCAACAUCGCGGGGUGCAGGUCCAGCUGCCACAGCAACAGCCUCAGCCUAUGACCGUCACUGACAGCACCCCCCCACAAAUGGAUGACAAAAAAGAGAGAAAGAGGGAGGGACGGAUAGCACCAGCAAUGCUCGGUAGAAACCUGCCCUACGCACACGCACCAACGAGGGCGGACUUCAGUCCAGUUAGAAUUUCCUUCCGAUCGACGUUUACGCCACCACAAACAUGAGUAUGUGUUUUUUGUUUUUUUUUUACGUUCAUUCUUACAGAGCUUUCUGAAGCGUGUCGGGUCAGAGCAGUGUGAUCUCAACACCGUCAUGAUGGGACUCCUUUUGGCUGUAGUUUGGUACCAACUUUGAUGAGUUUUCUUUCAAGGAAUUAAUCAAAUCUCUAUGCCAUUUUACUGUAAAGACAAUCCAGUUCACAUAAUUCCCAAUGACUGAAGGUGAUGCAACAUUUAUUCCCACCUUACUUUGUACCUAAAACGCGACCAGGCUUUUCGAACAAAGCACAGCCCUCCUCCUCCUCCUCCUCCGGUCCAAAAACCCCGGCCAGAUCAAGCAGGCCAAGCAGGGCAUCACGCUGUCCAGGACGGUGCUAUCCAGCCUCCCCGCAUCAAGAGCUAUUUAUAAUGGAGAAGACAGAGUAAUAUAUUGAGAAGCUUUUCUGCGCUGCACUCUGCCAUGAGAGUGAAUGCCUGUAAUGAUUUAUAUGUGUCACGCUGUCGUGCUAGAAUAGUGAUGAUAUUGAUGACAUUUUUUCAAUAAGAAGAGAAAUCUUUGUUUAUAAAUGUGGACCGACUGCAAGUUUCCUGUUCAUAGUUUGGUGGUGUCGGCUAACUGUGGUGCCGUUGGAUAAUCCGUUCUGAAUCACAUCCUCAAAGUGGCGGCGAAAUAUUUCUCUAUCGAUCUCUUUCUAUGUCUCUCUAUAAACUCCCCAAAGACGGGCCCCCCUUAGUGGAUCGGCUGACUAACUACUGAAGCACAAAGAGACUCAAUCAUUGUUUCUAAUGCGACUUUUCUUCUUUCUCAAGAAAAGUGAAGUAACAUUUCUUUGCUCUCCCCCUUUUAUGAGUAAUCUGUCUUUGUGCUGUUUGACAUGAUAUUGUUUCUAUAAAGGCAUUGCUUUUUUAAGAAAAACAACAGUUUCUUCUGUUUGACUUCAUCAGUUCUGCGCUAUGACAAUGCAUGACACCAGGGUCGAGGCCUUACCCGUUCAAAGUGCAGAGUUUGGAGAUUCACCUUCGGGCACGGAUCCAAAACAAGAGAGUAAAACUGCUGCCAUUUGAGUCUCUCAACCUAUCAGCAUCCACUCUGAAUUUGUACAGUAAUUAGCGAAGAGAAGUCAAAGUUGAUUUCAAUACGUCACAUUUAUCAUUAGACUAGCUAUGAAGCAUACUUUAUGAUAAGAAUUUGUGGUGUCGUUUCUAGCCAUUGACUGCUAGUGGUAUUUUCUUUACAAUAUUUGUGGGAUAAGCCGAGCUCAUUGCAAGGCACAAUGUCUGUGUGUGAGUGAU